GAAAGUGAAGACAUGGGUUCGUUGACAGCGACCUUGCAAGGGCCAUCUGGUUGGCCCGACUUUGCCACAGAGACACGAGGGGUAUGUUCCAACGUCCCAUCCCCAACAACCACCGAAGGAUCGGCGGCAGGCUCGACAAAUCAGUUGUCGACUGCAGUCCCUUUCCCUAGUAGCGUGAGCGCAGUCCCCAAACCAAUCAGCAUGGAGAUCAUCAUCAAGGCUUGGGGCCACAUGGCCAGCGGAGAAGGCCGACACUCGUGUGCGGAUGUAGAUGUGUUGGUCCAGUUUCGAACCCAAUAG
Molecule: messenger RNA, 300 nt
Organism: Puccinia graminis f. sp. tritici CRL 75-36-700-3
Lineage: Eukaryota; Fungi; Basidiomycota; Pucciniomycetes; Pucciniales; Pucciniaceae
Exons: 2
Coding region: 13-300 (95 amino acids)
Source: RefSeq, a predicted model, not a curated record